AUGUCAGCAUUCUCCUCAAAAACGUUCAAAACUGACGUGUAUGGUUUUUUCAGGCCGCACUACCCCCCACAGUUGUUCACCGCGCUUCAAGAUUACCAUAAAGGAGACCAUAAACUGGCAAUUGACUCUGGGUGUGGGCCAGGAGAGGCCAGUUUUCCUUUGUUGAGACAGUUGAAGUUCAACAAAGUAAUUGGCACUGAUCUGUCUCAGGUGAUGGUAGAAAAGGCAACUAGGACCAGAAAACCAGAGGAGAUUGACAGUAUUUCUUUUGCAAGGUGUGGUGCCUCAGACCUGGCCUCAGUUGGAGUGGAAAAUGAAUCCGUGGACCUGAUGACGGCAGCCCAGUGCGUCCAUUGGUUUGAUACUGACACGUGGUUUGAUGAGGUCUUGAGGGUUUUAAAGCCUGGUGGAACACUAGCGUACUGGUGUUAUGUCGACCCAUACUUCCUAGGGGCACCCGAAGCCAAUAAGGUGUAUGAAAAUUUCACGUAUGGAGAUAAGUUCCUCGGGCCAUUUUGGGAGCAACCGGGUCGGAGCAAAAUACGCGGGCUUUACAGAGAUGUGAAUGAGGCAAUUUCAAAGAAAAAAGGAUUUUGCGAUGUGCAAGUUGUGGAGUUCGACCCUAUGCAUAGCACUAGCCAAACGGCACUCUCUUUAAGAAAGACCGUCACCCUGGAGAAUUACCUGGGCUAUGCCUCCACGUGGAGUUCUCACCACAAAUGGACCGAAGCAAAUCCUGGUGUGAAACCUGACAUUUUGGAUGUGUUUGCAAAAGAGUUGCAGACAAAGGUGGGAUGGAGACUGGAUACGGAGAUAGAGAUCGCCUGGAAGACCAUGUACUGUUUUGCUAGGAAGGUUGUGAAAUAG
Kuraishia capsulata CBS 1993 is the source of this 867-nucleotide messenger RNA. RefSeq lists its product as uncharacterized. The record is from RefSeq and is a predicted model, not a curated record. Lineage: Eukaryota; Fungi; Ascomycota; Pichiomycetes; Pichiales; Pichiaceae. Bases 1 to 867 code for a protein of 288 amino acids. The transcript has a single exon.